AUGAAGCCACUGCCGUCAGAGUGGGCGGUGCGAAUGCCUGUGGUCCCGGCACUCCGGAACCGCCGCUGGUCGGCCCGCUCCGCGCUGCAUCCGGGAGUUGCGCCUCUCGCCUUCCGCUCGGCCACCCGCCGCUCGCCGCCUCAGAGUCCCGACGCCGCAGCUCGGAGCCGUGGAUCCGCCGUCCGGACGAUGGCCAGCGGGAAGCUGCUGCGUUUCCAAUUCCCCGAGCACGAAGGCGUCACCCUGCAGCGGAUGAACCAGCUGCGGAUGGAGGAGUGGUUUUGCGACGUGACCAUCGUGGUGGGCGGCCUGCGUUUCCCGGGGCACCGCGUGGUGCUAGCGGCCUGCUCUCCGUUCCUGCGGGACCGCUUCCACAUGGACCCGUCGCGGGAGGUGCAGGUGUGUCCCAUGGCCGGCGCCGAGGUGGUGCUGCGGCUGCUCCUGUCCUGUUACACCGGCUCGCUGGAGUUCCCAUUCCGCGACAUCGUGGACUACCUGGCGGCAGCCAGCUGCCUGCAGAUGGAGCACGUGGUGGAGAAGUGCCGCCAGUCCCUCUCGCCCUGUGUGGCCUCCGUGCUUACCGAGGAGGGCGACGGGCGCCCUUCCACCCCACAGAUCGCCUCCUCCUCCUCGGGCCGGGUGCCGGACGCGUGGCCGGGGCCCGAGGGCGGCGUGAAGCAGGAGAACGGGAGGCCGGGCUGCGGCCAGACACCGCAGGACGCUCCCUCGGAGCCCGAGCCCCGGAUCCACUCCACAAUGGGACCGGCUGGGGCCGGAGGAGGAGGAGGAGGGAUGCACGAGGACGAGUCAUCGGCCGGCCCCACUGAUGACCUCCCAGAGGAGGACUAUGGGAGCCCAUCCAGCGAGGGGCUGCAGCGAGGGGGUGAGGAAACAGCUCCGCCUCGGCCACCCAGCCCCGAGGGCCCCGGGGCCGAACAGGCCCGCUGCUCCGAGUGUGGGGCCGCCUUCGAGCAGCGGGAGCAGCUGGCCGCCCACAUGGUGAAGCACCGGCUCUACUUGUGCCUCCUGUGCGACAAGGUCUUCAGGAAGAACGCGCGCCUGGCGCAGCACAUCAACGUUCACACCGGCUUCAAGCCGCACUGCUGCACCGUCUGCGGCCGCACCUUCACACAGAAACGCUCGCUGAAAGACCACAUGAACCUGCACAAUGGCGACGCGCCCCACUGCUGCAACUACUGUGACAUGCGUUUCACCCACUACAACACCCUGCGUGUCCACCUGCGCGACCAGCACGGCAAGACCACCACCAGCAACUCAAGCGGCAGCCGGCUGGCCGAGAUCAAGGUGGUGGUGCCCUAGGGCAGGUGGGUGAGCGAGGCUUGGGGGCGAUCAGUCUCGCUCGCCCAGACACCACCACGGACACGUACUACCCACCCCGCGAGUUCUUCACCGACGUUCUAGACUCUCUCCCUCCUGAAUGAUAACUGGAUUGGAACAGUACCACACAGGAACAGGCCCUUCAGCCCACUAUUGUGUGCCAGCUAAACUAAUCCCUUUUGCCUACACAAUGUCCAUAUUCUUCCAUUUUCCUCACAUUCAUGUGCCCAUCUAAAACUCUCUAACAGACUUGUCUCUCCCACCACCCCAGGCAGGGCAUUCCAGGCACCUGGCACUCUCUCUGUAAAAAAAAGACACUUGCCCCUGACAUCUCCUUUGAAAUUACCCCCUCUCACCUUAAAAGUGGGGUCUGACCAGGGUUCCAUACAGCUGUGACAUUGCCUCUCGGUUCUUGAACUCAAUCCAUUGAUUGAUGAAGGCCAAUUUACCACAUGUCUUCUUAACCACAGAGUCAACCUGCGUAGCAGCUUUGAGCGUCCUGUGGACUUGGACCCCAAGAUCCCUCUGAUCCACCACAAGAGUUACUAUUAAUACUAUAUUCUGCCGUCAUAUUUGACCUACCAAAAUGAACCACCUCAAGCUUAUCUGGGUUGAACUCUAUCUGCCAUUUCUCAGCCCGGUUUUGUUUCCUAUCAAUGUCCCGCUGUAACCUCUGACAGCCCUCCACAUUAUCCACAACACCUCCAACCUUUGUGUCAUCAGCAAAUUUACUAACCCAUCCCUCCACUGCCUCAUCCAGGUCAUUUAUAAGAAUCAUGAAGAGUAAGAAACAUAGAAACAUAGAAAAUAGGUGCAGGAGUAAGCCAUUCAGCCCUUCGAGCCAGCACUGCCAUUCUGUAUGAUCAUGGCUGAUCAUCCAACUCAUAACCCUGUACCUGCUUUCUCUCCAUACCCCCGAUCCCUUUAGCCACAAGAGCCAUAUCUAAGUUCCUCUUAAAUAUAGCCAAUGAACCGGCCUCAACUGUUUCCUGUGGCAGAGAAUUCCACAGAUCCACACAUCCUCUUUUUUAAUGUCCAUAUGCUCAAGCUUUUCAAGUCAUCCCUACAACCACCAAGUUCAUUUUUCAUAGUGAGUACUGAAGCAAAGUACCUCCAUUACCAAUUUUCCACUGUCACACUUGAUCGGUCCUAUUCUCUCAUGUUUUAUCCUCUUGCUUUUCACAUACUAGUUGAAUACCUUGGGGUUUUCCUUAAUCCUGCUCACCAAGGCCUUCUCAUGGCCCCAUCUCGCUCUCCUUCCUGCUAGCUUUAUAAUUUUCCAGAUCUCUAUCAUUACCUAGUUUUUUUUUAACCUUUUCUUCUUUACUAGAUUUUCAACAUCUUGUUACACUGUGGUUCCUGUACCCUACCAUUCUUUCCCUGUCUCAUUGGAACAUACCUAUGCAGAACUCCACGCUAAUAUCCCCUGAAUAUUUGCCACAUUUCUGCCAUACGUUUCCCUGAGAACAUCUGUUCCCAAUUUAUGCUUCCAAGUUCCUACCUGAUAACUUUAUAUUUCCUCUUACUCCAAUUAAAUGUUUUCCUAAUUUGUCUGCUCCUAUCCCUCUCCAGUGCUAUGGUAAAGAAGAUAUAAUUGUGAUCACUGUCUCCAAAAUGCUCUCCCACCGAGAGACCUGACACCUGACCAGGUUAAGUACAGCCUCUCCUCUUACCUACAUAUUAUGUAAGGAAACCUUCCUGAACACACUUAACAAACUCCACCCCAUCUAAAACCCUUGCUCUAGGGAGAUGCCAAUCAAUAUAGGGGAAAUCUCCCACCACGACAACCAUGUUAGAUUGCAUCUUUCUAGAAUCUGCCUCCCUAUCUGCUCCUCGAUGUCCUUGUUAUAUGUGGUCUAUAAAAAUACCCAGUAGAGUUAUUGACCCACAGCUGUUCCUAACUUCCACUCACAGAGACUCAGUAGUCAAUCCCUCCAUGACUUCCUCCUUUUCUGCAGCCGUGACUCUAUCUCUGAUCAGCAGUGCCUCGCCUUCAGCUCUUUUGCCUCCCUGAAAUUAAAGUCUGGCACACUAAGUAACCAUUCCUGUCCCUGAGCCAUCCAAGUCUCUGUAAUGGCCAUAUUAUCUUAGCUCGAAGUACUGAUCCACACUCUAAGCUUUAUUCAUGAUACUUCUUGCAUUCAGUCUGCAACCCUCAGUCUGAGCGUAUCCCUUCUCUCUCACCUGCCUAUUCUCUCUCCCACACUGUCUACAAGCCUUCUCGAUUUGUGAGCCAACCACCCCUUCCUCCGUCACCUCAGUUCUGUUCCCACCCCCCCAGUGAUUCUAAUUUGAACUCUCCCCAGUAGCCCUAGCAAACCUCCCUGCCAGGAUAUUGGUCCUCCAGGGAUUCAUGCAACCUAUCCUUUUUUUUUUAUAUAGGUCAUUCCUGACCUAAACAAGGUCCCAAUGAUCCAGAAAUUUGAAUCCCUACCCCCUGCUCCAAUCCCUCAGCCAUGCAUUUAUCCUCCAGCUCACUCUAUCCCUAUGCUCACUGUUGCUUGGCACAGGCAAUAAUCCGGAAAUUACUACCUUUUCAGGAACUCCUACCUAUGUCGUUAGUAGCAAUAUGUAUCACAAACUCUGACUGUUCACCCUCCCACUUCAGGAUGUUGUGGACGUGAUCAGAAAAGUCCCAGACUCUGGCACCUGGGAGAUAAACUACCAUCCACGUUUCUGUCCUGCGUCCACAGAAUCACCUGUCUGCCUCUA
Messenger RNA from Hypanus sabinus (Atlantic stingray), 4050 nucleotides. RefSeq names its product zinc finger and BTB domain-containing protein 12-like. The record is from RefSeq and is a predicted model, not a curated record. Gene Ontology annotation, biological process: regulation of transcription by RNA polymerase II. Bases 1 to 1320 code for a protein of 439 amino acids. Lineage: Eukaryota; Metazoa; Chordata; Chondrichthyes; Myliobatiformes; Dasyatidae. Gene Ontology annotation, cellular component: nucleus. Gene Ontology annotation, molecular function: DNA-binding transcription factor activity, RNA polymerase II-specific; protein binding; RNA polymerase II cis-regulatory region sequence-specific DNA binding. The transcript is spliced from 2 exons.